GCGAGGGAGCCUCCCGCGGGCUUUGUGCGCGCCUGGAAUCCAGCUGUCGCCGCCCCGCAGAGCCCCCUGCCCCGGGAGGGCGCACAUUUCCGGGCCGCCCACCAUCCGGAUCGCGUCGGGAGCCGCUGCGCCCGCAGAGCCCAGAGCUGCUCCUCCCCGCUCCGUGGCCGUCCUGCCCCAGUAGCCCCCCGAAAUGCCGGUCGAUUUCACCGGGUACUGGAAGAUGUUGGCCAACGAGAAUUUCGAGGAGUACCUGCGUGCGCUCGAUGUCAAUGUGGCCUUGCGCAAAAUUGCCAACUUGCUGAAGCCAGACAAAGAGAUCGUGCAGGAUGGCGACCAUAUGAUCAUUCGCACGCUGAGCACUUUCAGGAACUAUAUCAUGGACUUCCAGGUUGGGAAGGAGUUUGAGGAGGAUCUGACGGGCAUAGAUGACCGCAAGUGCCUGCCCAGUGAGGAAGAGAUUCGUGACCCCAUAAUAUACAGUGACCAAGGCUCCGAGGGGGGAAGAGACCUGCAAGAGACCACGGUGAGCUGGGACGGGGACAAGCUCGAGUGUGUGCAGAAGGGUGAAAAGGAGGGACGUGGCUGGACCCAGUGGAUUGAGGGUGACGAGCUGCACCUGGAGAUGAGAGUGCAGGGUGUGGUCUGCAAGCAAGUAUUCAAGAAGGUGCACUGAAACUUCGGCAGACCUGGAUCUUGAGGAGUGAGCGGCAUGGACCCGUAGGCCAGGAUGCCCUUCUUUGCGCAGCAUGGGGCUGAAAUGUCCAGCCGCCCCUGGGCAUCUGUUAGCAGAGGCUCUCUCUUGGCUUUGUCUCUUUUCUUUUCCUUAAAACAAAGCCAUCCCAAUAAAAGUGAUUUCUCUUCAA
Ailuropoda melanoleuca (giant panda) is the source of this 866-nucleotide messenger RNA. RefSeq names its product retinol binding protein 1 (gene RBP1). Gene Ontology annotation, cellular component: cytosol. The coding region runs from base 194 to 676 and encodes 160 amino acids. The transcript is spliced from 5 exons. Gene Ontology annotation, molecular function: lipid binding. Lineage: Eukaryota; Metazoa; Chordata; Mammalia; Carnivora; Ursidae. The record is from RefSeq and is a predicted model, not a curated record. Gene Ontology annotation, biological process: vitamin A metabolic process; retinoic acid biosynthetic process.